Molecule: messenger RNA, 4791 nt
Organism: Corythoichthys intestinalis (scribbled pipefish)
Lineage: Eukaryota; Metazoa; Chordata; Actinopteri; Syngnathiformes; Syngnathidae
Product: gastrula zinc finger protein XlCGF26.1-like
Exons: 3
Coding region: 302-2152 (616 amino acids)
Biological process (GO): regulation of transcription by RNA polymerase II
Cellular component (GO): nucleus; nucleoplasm
Molecular function (GO): RNA polymerase II cis-regulatory region sequence-specific DNA binding; DNA-binding transcription repressor activity, RNA polymerase II-specific
Source: RefSeq, a predicted model, not a curated record
UUGCGCGUCAUGCGUCAUGACGUAGAGGAUGUGAGUGGCUGGAGUAGCCGUCCGAUUGCUUUGGAAAAGUGGAGGUUUGAAGACAAUCCACUAAGCCCCACGACGCAAUGUAAUCGACUGAAAGGUGUCAAAUAUUUUGGGACAAGAAUCCGUCCCAUCUCGCUACUGCUUCGAGUCGUUUGGGUGCACGUUGAAACUUCGAGGCCUGGUUUGUUAGCCUAGCCUAGUUUAGCAGCUAACAAAGAGAAACAACGCGCCUGGGAUAAACACGUCGCCGAGCAAGCCAACAUCAAGUCCCAAAAUGUCAGAUGUCAGUCGAGCGCAUCGUCCUGAACGCCUGCAGUCUCCUCGCAUGGAGGAAGAGUUGCCAUACAUCAAGAAAGUGGAGGAAGAAUUCGUCCACAUUAAAGAGGAGCAGGAGGAGUAUUUCUUUAGAGUGGAGAACCCCCACAUUGAGGAGCAGCAGCAACCUCAUCCCCUCAAAAAGGAGGAGGAGGACCCUCCAUAUGUUAAAGUGGAGGUGGUGAACACCCCCAAGUGGACUAGUGAGCACUUAAAGGGUGAAGAUGGAGGUCCAAGUGAAGCCAGCAGUUGGACGGAGCCUCCGAAUGGCAGCAGCAGCAGUUCAAAAGAAGGGUCCCAAGCAGACAACCUCAUCGCUCGACCAUCAGAGAGUGACGACUUCACAUCACACUCGCUGUUCUCAGGUUUCAGCAAAUAUCUUGGUCCCGACGCUCAACAGCUAAAGAGAGAAGUACAACUUCCAAUCAAAAAGGAGGAAGGAGAGCUGACAUACAUUAAAGAGGAGGACGAUAUCACCAUGUCGACUGGUGAGCGCUUGAAUCGCGAGCAUGGAUCGAGUGAGGCCAGCAGAGCAACAGAGCCUCCAAGCAGCAGCUCAACGGAAGGAUCGCAAGCACAAAUUUUCAUCGCAUCAUCAGAUAGAAAUGGCGCCACGUCACACUCACCUUACAAAGAUGAUGGUCAGAAGAAAUCUCACCAUGGGAAAACCUUUGCAAAUAACUAUACUUGUCGCAUGCAUAUGAGGAGCCACAUUGGUGAAAAACCCUUUUCCUGCUCAGUUUGUGGAAAAAGAUUCGCUCAAAAGAGCGACUUAAACACACACACAAGAAUCCACACUGGUGAAAAACCUUUUUCCUGCUCAGUGUGUGGUCAAGGAUUCACUCAAAUUCACCUCUUAAAAGUACACACAAGAACCCACACUGGUGAAAAACCCUUUUCCUGCUCAGUUUGUGGAAAAAGAUUCGCUCAAAAGAGCAACUUAAACACACACACAAGAACCCACACUGGCGAAAAACCCUUUUCAUGCUCAGUUUGUGGAAAAAGAUUCGCUCAAAAGAGCAACUUAAACGCACACACAAGAAUCCACACUGGUCAAAAACCUUUUUCCUGCUCAGUUUGUGGUCAAGAAUUCCGUGAUCAGAGUGCCUUAAAAGUACACACAAGAACCCACACUGGCGAAAAACCUUUUUCCUGCUCAGUUUGUGGUCAAGGAUUCACUGUAAUUCACCACUUGAAAGUACACACAAGUACCCACACUGGUGAAAAACCCUUUUCCUGCUCAGUUUGUGGUCACAGUUUCACUGACAAGACAAACUUACAAAGACACGCAAGAACCCACACUGGUGAAAAACCGUUUUCCUGCUCAGUUUGUGGUCACAGUUUCACUGAAAAGACAAACUUACAAAGACACACAAGAACCCACACGGGUGAAAAACCUUUUUCCUGCUCAGUUUGUGGGAAAGGAUUCACCCAGAAGAGCACCUUAAACACACACACAAGAACCCACACUGGUGAAAAGCCCUUUUCCUGCUCAGUUUGUGGUCACAGUUUCACUGAAAAGACAAACUUACAAAGACACACAAGAACUCACACUGGUGAAAAACCCUUUUCCUGCUCAGUUUGUGGAAAAAGAUUCACUUAUAAGAGCAUCUUAAACACACACACAAGAACCCACACUGGUGAAAACCCCUUUUGCUGCUCAGUUUGUGGUCACAGUUUCACUGAAAAGACAACCUUACAAAAACACAAAAGAACCCACACAGGUCAAAAACCUUUUUCCUGCUCUGUUUGUGGUCAAAAUUUUGCUCUCAAGGAUCGGAUUAAGAGACACGUGUGUAGUGGCCAAUGACUGUUUUGCCUGUCAUCCAUGCUGCUUUCAUCAGAUUGUGCACACAGGUCAAUUGCAGUCUAGAGUUUCCUCAAAUCCUGUGGAGGAUUGGCUGUAUUUGUGCCUUACUUGUGCUUUGUCCAAUCCUUGAAUGAUGUGGAUCCACAAUAUUGCCAAAAGUAUUGGCUGACCGGAUUUAACUCUCAAGUUGAGUGGCAUUAUUUAUACAAUACUCUCCCUCUUUCAAAGUACACUUUCCACAGCUAAUAUUUGAAACAGUAGACCCCAAAUUACAAAAAUUCUAAAUCAUUCAUCGAUAAUAUAAUUACAUAAAUAUGGAAAAUUAUGAUUGGCUCACAGAUAUUAGUUUUUUUUGGGUGGGGUGAUUAUAUAUAAUUUAAAAAGUUACUAUUACUACUCUUGAUUGACAACGACAUAUUACGACAGAGUAUUGGGCCCAAAUAAAGGGAGGGAAAAAAAUGACUACGAGAUUUAAGUUGUACCUUUUCUACAAGAAAAAAGUUGUAUUAUUAUGUAGGGAUAAUGUAGCUGAAUAAGGGGCUACGCACUUUAUGUACACGUAACUUAGUUGGGAGCUCCGACAAAGCAUCAGUAAAAUCCUUCCAUUGAUAAUUAUUUUAUGUAGAUAAGCUAAAAGAUAACGGAUUUCCUUAUUUUGGAAACUGAUUCUAAAACACAGCCUCACGAGAUGCUUUCAUUAUUGUUGACUUUAGUGGAGGCGGCAAAGCGCUACAGAAAGUAUGUGGCUGCUUAUUCAGCUACAUUUCCCCUACAUAACAGGAUUACUUUUUUUUCUCGUAGUAACAGUACGACUAUAAUCUCGUAUUCCUCUUUUCUUUAUUUUGGCCUAAUACUUUAUGGUACAAAUCAGACAAUUAUAAUUAAAAUUGUUUAAGCUUUUGAUCGUUCAGACCCCCGUCGAUGACAAUCUCUCGACUCUGCCUCGAAUUUUAAAGUGCUUGUACUUCACGGUGCUUGAUAAUUUUAUUCAUUAUAAACAACUUCUUUUCCAUUCAGUCCUAGCCUCCUCUUCCCUUUGUUCAGAACAAGCCUAUUUAUAAUAUUACAACUCAAAACUAUGGUUGUAACUAAAACCGAUACUUCGUUACCAAGUUGAUUCUAAGAUUCAGAAAAUGUGACGGGACUGCCUUUUCUGCAAUACCCGAAGUAUCACCGGUACCAACGCGACAGAUCUGGCCGCUUUUUUUGUGUGGCAUACGAGGCUGCAGAAGUUGCCCGACAAGCGGUCAAUUACACCGCUAAAAUCGGGGUUAUAAAUGAUUUGCAAAAAUAAAAGAUAACAGAACAAGCAGUAACCCCAACCUCCAUCUCCAAUUUUUUCCCCACACAUUUUCUAAAUGCAAAAUCUAAAUUUUAACUUGUUAGAACAUUGGAUAGCCACGUUUACAUGCUGACUUUUUUUCAUACCGAUUCAAAUCAUUCCGAAUGGAAAUUUCACAUCAGCUGUUUACAUGUCACUUCAUCUAUUCCGAUCCAGCGUUUACAUGUGUCUGCCUUUAUUCCGAAAGGACGUUUGACAACUGCUGUCUGACAUGCGCAGAUUAAUCAAAACAAAGCGUCACGUUGCAAAACAUGGAGAUCGAUCGUCAGAUCAGCUGCUGUUCUAACUUUUCGAGUGAAAACAAAACUUCAGAAUGACACGCCGUUCAUUUAAAAAGUUGUGUGGGUGCACUGUGCGUGUGCUUGGAAGCCAUGUUGCAUGUGACGUUACUUACGUCACCAAGUGACGUCACCAUGUCAGUACGGAGCAUGUGCAGAAAGAACGCAGCCAGACACCAUUCCGCUUCCCUGUUUACAUGAUAUAAUUUUACUUCUAAUCGGUUUGGGAAAAGGAAUAUUCCACCCCUGUGAAUCGGAAUGAAAUUCCAUUCGGUUUGGGCCUGUUCAUUCCGAAUGAGGUGUUUAUAUGGAACACAUUUAUUCGGUUUGAAAAAAAAAUUCCGAUUGAAAUUGGAAUAUUUGGCUCCAUGUUAACGUGGCAGAUGUUCAUUAAAAUAGCGUACCGUACGUAACGCGUCACCUUUGCUCAUUAAUAUACUAAUUAUUAAUAAUGCAUAAUGCUGUUUCUGUCUGUGUAUCAUAUUGCCUCUGCAAAGCCCUUUGAGACAACCUUUUUGUGAUUUAGGGCUAUACAAAUAAAAUUGAAUUGAAUUGAAUUGAUAUUCAUGAUGUUAGCAACUGUUGCAGGGAGGGGGUCAAACAUGCAUUUGCCCCUCAAGCUAAAUGUUGCAUUUUGUUUUUGUUGUUAUACAAUAUGUUACGAUGGUAUUGUUUCCUACAUACCCAUAUGAUAUUGGUCAGUUUAUUUUUUUUUUCUGCCUCAGUAGUUUUGUUUUAUGAGUUUUUUUGGACAGUUUUUAUCAUAUAAUGGUGUGAAUAUAUUUAAAAAAUGUUUCAUAUACACAGUUGAUGUCAAUUCCAUUACAUACAUUUUCCCAAUGUUGUGCCUUUUUAACUGAAUUCCUCACUCGCCUGCACUUGUCAUUCUGAUCCGGCAAAUUUCCUAGGUGGGUGCUGUUGUAAACUGUAAAAACUGGUAGAUGAUCACUAAUACUGUUAAUUUCUGUCCGCUUACUGUAUUACUUCCAAUGUCAUUGGUGAAUAUAUUAUCUAUUAAA